This is a messenger RNA of Anolis sagrei ordinatus, 8527 nucleotides long. It is a transcript of the gene ATP9A, whose product is annotated as ATPase phospholipid transporting 9A (putative). Gene Ontology annotation, biological process: retrograde vesicle-mediated transport, Golgi to endoplasmic reticulum; phospholipid translocation; endocytosis. Gene Ontology annotation, molecular function: ATPase-coupled intramembrane lipid carrier activity; ATP binding; magnesium ion binding. Gene Ontology annotation, cellular component: plasma membrane; trans-Golgi network; endosome. The record is from RefSeq and is a predicted model, not a curated record. Lineage: Eukaryota; Metazoa; Chordata; Lepidosauria; Squamata; Anolidae.
GGAGGCAACGAGGCGGAGGCGGGAGGCGCAGCGAGCAGCGAGGCUGAGCGGGUGGGAAGCCGACCCCCUCCCCCUUCCCUCCUCCUCCUCCUCCUCCUCCCGCUUGCCUUCCUCUCGCCUGGCUAAGCAGCCGCCGCGGCCAUGACCGACAACAUCCCCCUGCAGCCGGUCAGGCAGAAGAAGCGGGCGGACAACAAGCACCGCGGCGGAUGUUGCGAGUGCUUAAGAUGUUGUGGAAGAAGAGACCCAAGGCCUCGAACAGUUUGGCUUGGCCACCCAGAAAAAAGAGACCAGAGAUACCCCCGCAAUGUCAUCAACAACCAGAAAUACAACUUCUUUACUUUUUUACCAGGGGUGCUGUUCAAUCAAUUCAAGUACUUCUUCAACCUUUAUUUCUUAUUUCUGGCCUGUUCUCAAUUUGUUCCUGAAAUGAGGCUUGGUGCACUUUACACAUAUUGGGUUCCACUGGGUUUUGUGCUCGCUGUUACUAUCAUCCGUGAAGCUGUGGAAGAGAUCCGAUGUUGCAUGCGUGACAAGGAAGUGAACUCCCAGAUCUACAGCAAACUCACAGCAAGAGGGACAAUGAAAGUGAAAAGCUCCAGUAUUCAAGUGGGGGAUCUUAUCAUUGUGGAAAAGAAUCAGCGUGUCCCUGCCGACAUGAUCUUCCUAAGAACAUCAGAAAAGAAUGGGUCCUGCUUUCUCCGAACGGAUCAGCUGGAUGGUGAAACGGACUGGAAAUUACGCCUGCCAGUUAGCUGUACUCAGAGGUUACCCACGGCUUCAGACCUUCUUCAAAUCCGCUCAUAUGUGUAUGCAGAGGAACCAAACAUUGACAUCCACAACUUCGUUGGAACAUUCACUCGAGAGGACAGUGACCCACCUGUGAAUGAAAGCUUAAGUAUUGAAAAUACGCUAUGGGCAAGCACAGUCAUUGCUUCAGGAACAGUUGUGGGAGUUGUUCUGUACACAGGUCGGGAACUGCGCAGUGUUAUGAAUACAUCAAAUCCACGGAAUAAGAUUGGCCUCUUUGACUUGGAAGUGAAUUGCCUCACUAAGAUUCUCUUUGGAGCCUUGGUGGUAGUCUCUCUUGUCAUGGUUGCUCUCCAACACUUUGCUGGCCGCUGGUACCUUCAGAUCAUCAGAUUUCUUCUUCUUUUCUCAAAUAUAAUUCCAAUUAGUUUACGUGUAAAUCUUGACAUGGGGAAAAUAGUCUACAGCUGGAUGAUCCGGAGGGAUUCUAAAAUUCCUGGCACUGUAGUUCGAUCCAGCACUAUCCCAGAACAACUCGGAAGAAUAUCCUAUUUGCUUACAGAUAAAACAGGAACCCUAACACAGAAUGAAAUGGUUUUCAAACGCCUUCAUCUUGGAACAGUGUCUUAUGGAAUAGAUUCCAUGGAUGAAGUUCAGAGCCAUAUAUUUAGCAUAUAUACUCAGCAGUCCCAUGAACCACCUGCUCUAAAAGGCCCAACUCUGGCUACCAAAGUUCGUAAAACCCUGAGCAGCCGUGUCCAUGAAGCUGUGAAAGCAAUUGCCCUCUGCCAUAAUGUGACUCCUGUCUAUGAAUCAAAUGGUGUGACAGAUCAAGCCGAAGCCGAGAGGCACUAUGAAGAUUCUUGCAGGGUGUAUCAAGCAGCUAGUCCUGAUGAGGUGGCCCUGGUACAGUGGACCGAAAGCGUAGGCUUAACGUUGGUUGGCCGGGACCAGUCUUCUGUGCAGCUGAGGACCCCUGGUGGCCACAUCCUAAAUUACACCAUCCUCCAGAUAUUUCCGUUCACCUACGAAAGUAAACGGAUGGGAAUCAUUGUUCGGGAUGAAUCUACAGGGGAAAUAACAUUCUACAUGAAAGGAGCUGAUGUCGUGAUGGCUGGUAUUGUUCAGUACAAUGACUGGCUUGAGGAAGAGUGUGGUAAUAUGGCACGGGAAGGAUUAAGGGUCCUUGUUGUAGCAAAGAAAUCCCUAUCUGAGGAGCAAUAUCAAGAUUUCGAGGCUCGCUACAUCCAAGCAAAGUUGAGUGUUCAUGACCGUUCAUUGAAGGUUGCCACUGUGAUAGAAAGCCUUGAGAUGGAGAUGGAGCUGCUCUGUCUAACUGGAGUGGAAGAUCAACUGCAAGCAGAUGUCAGACCAACUCUGGAAACUCUGAGAAAUGCUGGUAUUAAGGUAUGGAUGCUCACAGGAGAUAAACUAGAAACAGCCACGUGUACAGCUAAGAAUGCACAUCUGGUAACCAGGACUCAGGACAUUCAUAUAUUUAGACUGGUGACUAACCGUGGAGAAGCUCAUUUGGAGCUUAAUGCAUUCCGACGCAAGCAUGACUGUGCCCUGGUGAUUUCUGGUGAUUCUUUGGAGGUGUGUUUGAAAUACUACGAGUAUGAAUUUAUGGAAUUAGCGUGCCAAUGUCCAGCAGUGGUCUGCUGCAGGUGUGCCCCAACACAGAAAGCUCAGAUUGUACGCUUGCUCCAGGAGAGAACUGGAAAGUUGACCUGCGCAGUAGGUGAUGGUGGCAAUGAUGUCAGUAUGAUUCAGGAGGCUGACUGUGGAGUUGGGGUUGAAGGAAGGGAAGGAAAGCAAGCUUCCCUUGCUGCAGACUUCUCCAUCACUCAAUUUAAGCAUCUGGGCCGUUUACUGAUGGUGCAUGGGAGGAACAGCUAUAAAAGAUCUGCAGCUCUCAGCCAAUUUGUGAUCCAUAGAAGCCUGUGCAUCAGUACAAUGCAGGCUGUCUUCUCUUCGGUGUUCUACUUUGCUUCAGUCCCCCUUUACCAGGGCUUCCUCAUCAUUGGGUACUCUACUCUCUAUACCAUGUUUCCAGUGUUUUCUCUCGUACUGGACAAAGAUGUCAAAUCAGAAGUUGCCAUGCUGUACCCAGAGCUUUACAAGGAUCUUUUAAAGGGAAGGCCAUUAUCAUACAAGACAUUUUUGAUAUGGGUUUUGAUAAGUAUAUACCAAGGGAGCAUUAUCAUGUAUGGGGCACUCCUGCUGUUUGAAUCAGAGUUUGUUCACAUUGUGGCGAUUUCCUUCACAUCCUUGAUCCUCACUGAGCUGUUGAUGGUGGCAUUGACAAUCCAAACCUGGCACUGGCUCAUGAUAGUGGCAGAAUUACUCAGCCUUUCCUGCUACAUUGCCUCAUUGGUCUUCUUACAUGAGUUUAUUGAUGUUUACUUCAUUGCAACCUUGUCGUUCUUGUGGAAGGUGACAGUAAUCACUUUGGUCAGCUGCCUUCCGCUCUACGUCCUAAAGUAUCUGAGGCGAAGGUUUUCUCCUCCAAGUUAUUCGAAACUCACUUCAUAGGAGAUUCCAUCAAUGGAACAGAGACUCUUUUCUUUGUUUUUUGCACAAUACUCAAUGACAAAACCAGUGUGUAUUCAUCAUGGAAACAGCUUCAUCCAGUAGAGGCACAAGGAUCAUACAUUGACUGGGGAAUGCUUCUGUAAAAUUGAAUAACAGGUGGUUGAGCAGAAAGUCAGCAGUCAAGUAAGCUGGUAAAACAUUAAAUAGGUGAGAUAGAUUUGUCACUUUAUAUUUAUUAAACUGAGGACAAAUGCAUGUAACUGGAAAGAGAAGCUGUCUUCUGGUGAGCAGUCAGCUUCUCUGGAAACUGCUGAGAUAAGCUAUUGAGGUGACAAAAAAACAAAUGAAUUUUUCCUCUUCCCCCUUUUUAAAAUAUCCUCAUGUUGUUUUAUAUUACAGUUUAUUUUGUUGUUGUCUUGGGAAAUGCUUCCAAAUGGGUGACAUAACAGACAGCUGUAUCAUGCAGCUCCCUUUUGAUGGGUUCCAACACAAACCAAGUUGCACAUUUCAACUAGUUAGAGUUUUCUUUAAUCCCUUUAAAGCAAACAACAACCCACAGUGAGUCUUCCCUGCUGUGAUAUUGCCCAAUUAUUUUAUAAAGGGAAUUGAUGUCAUGGGCAAAGGGGGAGGGAAUCCAUUUUAUUCAGUGGAAGUGCUUUCUGCAGAGAAUGUUGUGGUCUUUGAGCCAACUGCAUAAUGUGAUCUAUUUCCUGGAGGUUGGGAUGACCCAGGCAGAAGGCUAGCAUGGGGUCCCUAAUGUGAGAACAGCAUGCCAUUUUCAGGGAAGAAGCAGAGAAUAUGUUUAUUUUUUUUUAUCCUAAACCAAUUGUUAAUUCCAUGUAGACCUGUUGAAACCCCCAGUAGUGCAAUGGGUUAAAUCUUUGUGCCAGCAGGACUGCUGACCAAAAGUUGGCGGUUCAAACCCUGGGAGCAGCAUGAGCUUCUGUCUGUCAACUCCAGCUUCUCAUGCUGGGACAUGAGAGAAGCCUCCCACAGGAUGGUAAAACAUCUGGGGGUCCCCUGGGCAAUGUCCUUGCAGGUGGCCAAUUCUCUCACACCAGAAGUGACUUGCAGUUAUUCAAGUCGCUCCUGACAUGGAAAAAAAAUAUCCAAGGAAUUCAUGCAAGCAUUGAUUUACCAAAUCCAGAUUGUUUCUACAUAAAACUUGCCCCCUGCUAUCAGGCCCAUUGUCCUGAUUUGCUCCCCACUUACUCUAAGAUUGAAAAUAUGUCUGGCUACAGAUAUGGAGGAAUAAUUGGGAAAUGGAAAAAAAAUAUCAUCCCCUCUCUAUUUUCUUCUGCUUCUUUACUGUAAAAAUCCACUUUACCAUAUUUGCUUUGAUAAUGUAUAUUCCAGUCCAAUAUGCAGGUUGUUUUAGCCUGAUUAGGGUCUUUUGGUACAAUAUGCAUAUUGAGGAGGGUCCAUUCAGUAUCUCUGACCAACAUCCUUGUUUCCUGCCACUUCCACCUUGACUUAUUCUACAGGUUGCUGGCUCUGCACAAACAGGUGAUUGGAGAACUAGGACUGGGAAAGACAUUAUGUUAGAGAAUAAUAUAUAGAAAGAGGAUAGAUGACUGCUGUAGGCUGAGAUCAGAUGACCAGGCUUAGCUGGCUGACAAUAUGAAUACUACUGCCAUAUUACAACAACAAAAAGAUGUCAACGUUCUUCAGAAUUUUGGAAGAAAUCUGCUGCUAAUUGACUUUUUUUAAAGUGUCUGAAAUGUUAUUCCACAGCGACAUAACAGAUGCAUUAUGAAUCACUGGACUCGAAAGGGAAAGGUCAUGGGAUUCUUGCUAUUUACCAUAACAUAUUUAGACAAUGUUUCCUGUUAAAGCCAAGCUGUGCAGAGAUCAUGAAACUAUACUGUUUCAAACUGCAGUUGGAGAGUCACUGUUGAAUUUUCCUCCCCUAUUCAAAACAAAUCAAAUAUUUUACUUCUCAGCAUAAAGUGUAUAAGGAAGAAGGCUGGAGGAUGUUUAUGGGUGUCCUUUUCCUGCACAAGUACUAUUAAUAUUAUUGGGAGCUGAACAGGAUCAUGCUAAUAUAAAUGAUGGAUUUCACUAGUUGUUUUUAAAUCAAUACUGUUUACACUGAAUGAUCACAAUGCCAUGAGUUGUCAUAUUAACAAAUCCAAAAAGAAAGGGAAUUACUUGGAAUUAUGUUCAGUAAUAUUUAUUGGACUAAUGAUUAUGGAGCUUUUAUUUAGUGACAUUUAACUGUUAAAUAUUAAUUCUUUGUGUAAGACAUACUAUGGAACCUCUAUGAUCUAUUGCUCUUUUGUACCUGUCUUGCACAUGGUUGUAAUCUGUGAAGUAUCUUUUCUCUGAGAAUAGGCUAUUUAAUUUCAUAAGUGUUUGUAGGUGGGGUUUUUUUAUUAAAAAAGAUAAAAAUGUUCAAAACAGCUGUUUGUACAACAAGCUGGUGGCACGAGUUCGUGUUUAGGAUUAUGAUUACUCGUACUAUUAUCAUAGCAUGUUUGGGUGGCUGCAAAAUGAUCUUGUUUGGGGAGAAAACUGUACAUACAGGUGGGUUCUACUGAAGUAAAAAAACUGAUGGAGGAAAUGCCCUUUUGCAAAUUACUUCCAUUCUGUGAGAUCUGGCAACUCUUAUAUCUGGGGACCCUUCACAAUCCUAACCAUCUAAACUAGAAGUUUCUUGAAGGUAUAACUCAGAAUGAACUUGUUUAUUUGAACUGGGAUUGCCCUAGGAAAACUCCUCAUGGGUUGUACUUUACAUUUUGUGUGAUACAGGACAGCUUGGCAGCUCAGCCUGAAAUGGAGAAACACUUGUGGUUAUCUAUUGCUUUAUGGAGAUUUCUGAUAAAUACUACAUUUGCAGUUAAAACCGGUUUGUUUUUGCACUGACACAAUGAUCCCCUUUUCAUGUGACUAUUUCAUAAAAGGGAUGCAGUAUCUUAAGUUCCUGAUACAUUAUUAGAAAUUCUCUGUCCUCUUCCACUUCAGAAUCAUAUGUUUUGCACAUAUUUCCUAUACUUUUCUACAGACAACAGAAUGGGUGAGCAGUCAAAUGUGCAAGUGCUGUAGAGCUUAAUGGAGCAUAUACCACAGUAAGCAUGCAUAAAAUUGGACUGGAAAAGCUACAUUUCUGUUACUGUUGUGCUGGCAACAAUGAACAAUUUGCAGUUAUGCCUAUUGGACAUGUGUGCAAAAUUCAUUUCUACUAUUUCUUUCCUGUCUUCCAUUUAUUCAGAAGCACGAAACGGGAAGCCCCCUCCCCACAUGAAAAUCUACUUGGCAUGAAAGUCUGCCUACAACCUGCUUUCAUGUGCCUCCUUGCCUUGGACAGAGUGUGUAUGUGUGGCAGGGCAGGCAGGCAGGCCUGGAGCUUGGCUGCAGGUGCUCUCCGGGCCUGGCUGCACAUCCCACCAUACAUGCGCUCUUUGAGAGAGAGGUGGCAUGUGUGUUGGGGUGUGCAGACAGGCCCAAAGUGGGCCUGCAGCUGAGUACCUCUUACUCUAGAGUAACAGGCACUCUGCUGCAGGCACUGGCAGGUGCACAUGCUUUCCAGGCCUGUCUGCACACCUCACCACAUACAUACUUUCGGAGAGUGUGGUGGGGUGUGUGGUGGGGUGUGCAGGCAGGCCCAGAGCAGGCCUGCAGCUGAGUGCACGUUUUCCAGGCAUGCUUGGAUGCUCCGCCACACACACAUACUCUUUCCAAAGAGAUUGUGUGUGUGGCAGGGUGUGCGGGCAGGCCUGGAGAGUAUGCACCUACCAGUGCCUACAGCCAAGCCUCUUACUCUAGAGUAGAAACAGCAGGUGCUAGGUAAGAAGAAUGCACACUGGGAAGGGGAGCCAGUGGGUGAGAAUCCCCCCCCCCAAUAAUGAUCUGAUUUUUGGGGGCCCAAAACAAAAGAACUGAAAACAACCCUCCCAAAUUUGGGGGGCUUACAAAAAAUGGAUCAGGACCCCCAACGAAAGCUGGGACACAAAAUGGGACAAAGUUUUCCCUGAUUCCACAUGACUAAUAACUAACAUGUCCCUUCUCCAAAUAACAGAGUAUGGGACUGAUAGCUUUAAUACAAAAUAUCUGUCUCUCCUCUUUCUCUCUCCUCAUCAUACACAUAUACUCAAGGUAAAUUUGUUUUAGAAAGGGAAAGCACACAGUCUGCCAAUUAGUUAAUUUGUAAUAAACAAAUAUUCUUACACCCAUCCUUUAGUAGCCAUUAUCUCCAUUCUUUCCUCUUUACUAAUUGUUUCAGGUUUUGUGCAGAGAAGCUGUACAGUUUAGGACACUUAUCAAGCUGCAUUUCACACUGCAUUUAGAGUCAUAUUAGAUACGAUAUCCAAGAAGAGAGACAACUGUAUUUUCUGAGCUACACAUUAUUGAGGUUUGAGUUUUAGACCAUCCUUGAAACUUUGCAGCCCUUUGCACAUUAUCUAAUUGUUCUUACGGUAUUACAUCAAGCUGGUACAAACCCAUUUUGCUUCACUACAUCAGCCCUUUGCACAUUAUCUAAUUGUUCUUACGGUAUGAUAAACUAUUUCACAUCAUUUUCCUGGAAAAUAGUUCUAUGCUAUGAUGGUAAAAAUUUAAGUCCUUCUCCAAUUUUCAUUGAUGACUGAACAUAUCUUUUUGAGAUUUAAUAAUACAGAAUCUUCUGUUUGAAAAUUCCAAUAAGGUUUUCACUUUUUGAAGAACCAUCUCAUGCUGGUCUCUGGUUCUUCAUUUUUAUAUUCAGCCUAGGAUGUAUCAUGUCAUGGUAUCAAGAGUGUCAUGCACCUUCCCAAAGUAAAACAUCUAUCUUUUACCCGGGAAAGAUACUGAGUUCAAAGGAAUGCCACUAAUUCUGGUGCUAGGUUUUCACCAAGGGAACUUUCCACUCCUGGACACUCUUCAUGGAACAGUCCUAGGAAGACUGGGCUACAUUUGUCCUUAAUAAUUAAACUGGAAUUCUGAUAUUAAAAAUCUUUUGUCAGCUGGGAUCAAGUUGGUUGCUGUCACUGAAUAAUGUGUUUAUUUCUAUGCCUUCGGAUGUCGGAACAGAAGAACAAAUAUUUUUCCCUCUUGUGUUAGGGGAAAUCGAUCCUCUUGUCAAACUAUUUGUGAUGCUGAUGUUUUAUACUUGUCCUCCUGUUAAUUCAUAUGUGCAUAUUCUUGAUGCAAGAGAAAUAUUAUACAAAUUAAUGAAUUGUCAUGUGCAGUUGUGUGUUGCAGAUGUGUAAGAACUUUUAAAAAGGGAAUGAUAUAAUAACAGGUAAAAUAAACAAAUUUUGUGCUA